This is a messenger RNA of Mucor mucedo, 1704 nucleotides long. RefSeq names its product cytochrome P450. The transcript is spliced from 2 exons. The annotation marks the transcript as partial. The record is from RefSeq and is a predicted model, not a curated record. Gene Ontology annotation, molecular function: iron ion binding; oxidoreductase activity, acting on paired donors, with incorporation or reduction of molecular oxygen; monooxygenase activity. Lineage: Eukaryota; Fungi; Mucoromycota; Mucoromycetes; Mucorales; Mucoraceae.
GUUUUAUCUCACACACUUAUUUCUCUCUCUCUCUUUUUUUUUUUUUGAUUAAUCAAUCAUGAAUUAUCAAUUGGUCUACAAUAAAAUUCAGCAAUACGUGGAGAAAUACGUGUUAACGCCCACUGGACUUGAUGCACCCACGGCAAAAAAACUCUCUGUGCAAUUGGGUGUAUCUACCGUCAUCAUCUAUUACUUUUACAAACUUAUCCUUUAUCGACUUUACAUCCACCCUGCCAAUCGAAUUCCUGGUCCUAAAGUCAGCUGGAUUCCCUUCAUGGGUAAUUUUUUUGAAAUUAUGAAGGAAGAGGCCGGUGUCUCUCAUAAACGCUGGACGAAACAGUACGGUGGCAUUGUCUCUUAUCACGGUCAAUGGAACCAACCUCGCGUUGUUGUCACCGAUCCUCUCUUGUUAAAGCAAUUAUUGACAACAGACGAAUAUGAUUACAUCAAAUCACCGGAGACAGUUGAUUUCUUACGUCGCACAUUGGGCAAUGGUUUGCUGGUAGCGGAAGGUGACACACAUCGCCAUCAACGUAAGAUGUUAAACCCCGCUUUUUCUGUCAAUGCGAUUCGAUCCGUUCUACCUCUAAUGGCAAAACCAGGUCAUCGCUUACGAGAUAACUGGUUAAGUGCCAUCCAGUCUGAAGAAAACAAGGUGGAUAAUGACUGUACGGAGGUAGAAGUCUCGACUGGACUUUCUUUGGCUACAUUGGAUGUGAUUGGUUGGGCAUUUGGUCAAGACUUCAAAUCGUUAGAAUUUGCGGGAACUCCUUAUCAAAGUAAACUCAGUCAGGCGUAUCUCCAUUUGUUCUCUAACGAUGUCUCGUUUAUGCGGCUGUUGACCUUUUUGUUCCCCCUUUUCAGACAUUUACCCACGUCCAGAAAUAGGUUGGUCCGCAGGGAUUUAAAAUGGUUGGAUGAAGAAAGUAGAGCAUUGGUUCAGGUGGGUAUUGAAAGAGCAGCUAAAGCAAAGGAGUCCGGUGUAAAUGAAAAUAAACCAAAAGACCUUUUAGCUACCAUGGUUGAUCUCAUUGAUGAAGAAACUGGUCAAGGUUUUACUGCGGAUGAGUUAAAGAACCAGUGUCUCACCUUUUUGGCUGCCGGACACGAAACGACCAGUGUAAGCUUGAGUUGGGCACUUUGGUUGUUAGCAAAAGACCAAGUUGUUCAGGAUGAAUUACGAAAGGAAGUACUUACGUUGUUCAAAAAUGAUGAAGUUCCUUCUUAUGAAGCUAUCAAUGCUUUACCCUUAUUAAAUAACGUAGUACGUGAGACCUUACGAUUGAUUCCUCCCGUACCAGUAACGAGCCGAGUGACGCGAGUAACUACGGUGCUGGGAUCACACGUGCUGCCGAUGGGAACCCAAAUCAUUAUCUCGGCAAUCACUUCGCAUCAUUCUACCGAGAUUUGGGGUGAUGAUGCAGAAGAAUUUAACCCAAAGCGUUGGGAAAACUCAGAAAGAUUAGGAAAUGCGUAUGAAUACAUGCCCUUCUUAGCGGGUGGUCGACAAUGCAUUGGAUAUAAGUUUGCUUUGGUGGAAUUCAAAGUGUUGUUGGCGAUUCUCGUACGAGAUAUUCAAUACUUUGAAAAACCCGAUUUUAAAGUCUCCAAGAAGCAGCAACUUACACUCAGACCUUCUCCUAAUAUGACACUUUGGCUCAAGCCUGUUAUUAAUUAAAUAAAAUGUAUAUCUCUACUUGUUUA